Dunckerocampus dactyliophorus (ringed pipefish) is the source of this 922-nucleotide messenger RNA. RefSeq names its product peptidylprolyl isomerase B (cyclophilin B) (gene ppib). Gene Ontology annotation, molecular function: peptidyl-prolyl cis-trans isomerase activity. Lineage: Eukaryota; Metazoa; Chordata; Actinopteri; Syngnathiformes; Syngnathidae. Bases 76 to 726 code for a protein of 216 amino acids. Gene Ontology annotation, biological process: protein folding; protein peptidyl-prolyl isomerization. The transcript has 5 exons. The record is from RefSeq and is a predicted model, not a curated record. Gene Ontology annotation, cellular component: intracellular membrane-bounded organelle.
CUCGCACAGUUCCUCCGGCCCUUAUAAAGCUACCAACGCAGGCGUGUCGUCUCCUGGCAGCUCGUCUUUUCGUUGAUGGUUAGACUCUGCGAGAGGAGGAUGAAGUUCCUUGUGGCAGCCACGGUCAUCGUGGGUUCCGUGAUUUUCCUCGCCUUCCCCAGCGGCUCUUCCGCUGAUGAGAAGAAGAAAGGCCCCAAAGUAACCGCUAAGGUCUACUUUGACAUGAGGAUCGGGGGUGAGGACAUUGGGAGGAUAGUAAUUGGGGUGUUCGGAAAGACUGUUCCCAAAACGGUGGAGAACUUUGUCACGUUGGCAACCGGCGAGAAAGGAUUUGGCUACCAGGGCAGCAAGUUCCAUCGUGUCAUCAAGCAGUUCAUGAUUCAAGGAGGAGACUUCACCAAAGGAGACGGAACUGGAGGCAAGAGCAUCUACGGCGACCGCUUCCCCGACGAGAACUUCAAGCUGAAGCAUUACGGCCCCGGCUGGCUCAGCAUGGCCAACGCCGGCAAAGACACCAACGGCUCGCAGUUCUUCAUCACCACGGUGCAGACCCCCUGGCUGGACGGCAGGCACGUGGUCUUUGGCAAAGUGCUGGAGGGAAUGGACGUGGUGAAGAAGAUUGAAGAAACCAAGACCGACGGACGAGACAAGCCUCUCCAAGACGUCGUCAUCCACGAAUGCGGCAAGUUGGACGUGGACGAACCAUUCGCUGUGCCCAAAGAGUAGAUGGUGGACCGGGAACACGAGAACACUUCUUUUGACAGGUGGGGCGGGGGAGUGAACAUGCAGGCCACCAUGUUUUGUGUCCUUAUGUCCUGGAAAAUACGCUUUGGAUCAAAAUGAACACACUCACCAUCAAGCAUUCCAAGGUCAUCUUUGUUUUUUGUAAAGAAAGAAAUAAAGUUUCCAGGUUUUUCUUAAA